CACUUUGUACAUUGACAACGAUAUCAACAACAUGGAAGACUAAAAAGAUAGGUCUAUAAGAUCUAGAUCUAGAAGCCAGAUCUAAGUUUAUGCAGAAUACUAAAAUCUUAAUCUACUACUUUUUAUUAAAAUAAGACAUGAUAUAAGAUCCGGUACUUAAAUUUAAAAGUUUUAUAAAGACUACAAGAAAGUAGUAAAUGUAUUCUAGAUUCUAGACCCAACUACUAAAGUGACUAAUUGUCACUAAUAAACUAAACUUAUAGAUCCAACUAACUAAGCUCCAGUUUAAAUACAAAUAGAUCUAAUUAUUAAUUAUAUUAGAAUCAGAUAAAGAUCUAUAUCAAAUUCUCAACAUGGAUAUUAAUCCAUUGGCAAAUCCAAAAGGAAGUAAACUAAUCUGUGAAAUUUGCCAGCUUCCAGCUUUUGUUCUGUGCAAAUCCUGCAAAGUUACGUAUUAUUGCACCCAUGAACAUCAAAAAGCAGACUGGGUCAGCAUCCAUGAAGAAAUAUGUGACAAAUUAGCUUUCUUAAGGCAACCAACUCCAUUUUUGCCAUCUAAAGAGGAAAGAGAGAAGAGACAAAAUCAAGUACAAUUAAUGAAGAUUGAGUUGAUAGAAAUGUCUAGAACACUUGCACAAAAACUCCUUUUUGAAGGAAAACAUGAUGAAUCAGUACCAGCAGCCACACAGUCUUUGCGGUAUGCUAUAGAUGUUUACGGUGUUGCAACUAUUGAGCUUGUUCCAUCUUAUCUUAUAUUAGGAGAGGCUAGUGUGGGCUUGAAUAAGCUAGUACAAGCAGAAGAAUAUCUUACAAAAGCACAGUGGACAGUCUUGAAGACACCAGAUUGUCCUAGAUCUAUCAAGUCAAAGCUGUACAGAAAUCUAGGCUUACUGUAUGCCGCCAAAGGAGAUUUUCAGGAGUCUCUCAUUAAUUUUGCUGAUGAUAUUUAUCAUUCAUCAGAAGAGUUUGGAACUGACAGUAUUCGCACUUCUGGUGGUUAUUUUCAUAUGGCUAAUGUUUUUUUCAGACAAGGAAAAAUGAAUAUAGCUGAUUCUCUUUAUAGACAAGUAAUCAAUAUUUGGCAUAAUCAUUUGUCAGAAAUUAUUAAGGCUAAAGUGCCCUCUGAGGAGGAAGCGGCCAAAUCUCGAUCGAGAAUGAUAGGACCUGCAAAAGGAUUAUUUGAAGAGUUGUCCAGUGGAUUAGAUGCUGCUCAAGAUGCAGAAGCCAUACAGAUUCUGACUUCCAUCUAUGACAUCCGAGACCACCAAGUCAAUCGACAAGCCCAGGAUGUAGCCAAGACCUGCCAUGCAUUGGCUAUGCUGUAUUUUGUUCUUGGAGACAUCAAAAAGGCUAAAGAGUUUGGUAGAAAAGCAAUAGUAGAAAGUGACAAAAUCAAGGAUGAUAACUUCUCUAAAUCUCUGGUGGAAUUCAUGAAACUCUGUGAAAGGCAAGGAACUACAAAUUAGAAACUUUGGCACAUUUUUCUGCCAAAAGACCACACAACACAUCCUUUUGUUUGGACUAUUACAUCUGAGUGUGCCAUUGUACAGAAUUAAGUAGCAAUAUUAAUAGAUAACAUUUUAGUACAAAUCUAAAAAGUAUUUUUUUUUAACAAGAUUAAAUGUCAAAGCAACAAAAUCAAACAAAAGAUUGAAAAAAAUAAUAUUUUUAUACAGACAUUGAAUAAUUCCAUUGUAUAAUCAGACUGUGACCAGAAAACAGACUUAGUUCUAUUGCACUAAAAAGUAUUUGGUAAACAUUGCACACUGUGAAAUAAACUAUUUGAAUUCUGUGAUAUGUAAAAUACAAAUUAAAUGUAGGGUUUGCUUUAUAAAUUUUUCAAUGUGUUAAACUGUUAAUGUGCAAAACAAUAUAGAUAUAUUUUAAUGUAUAUCACUAAUUAAUGUACAUUUUUAAAAACAAAAUAUGUUAAAUUUCAUAUGCCAAAAAAAAAAGAUUAUUUUAUAAAUAUCUGUAGAAAAUAAAUAGAAUGGUAUAACGUUGGUGCACAUCUUUGUUGUUUUUUUUUUAGAUUUACGCAUGAUUUAAAAUUUCACUAGGAAGUUGCUGGUCAUUACACAUUUUUUCUCAUACAUUUGACUAACUAGACAAAAAGUUGUAACAGUGGUUGGGCCUCAGGCACAUAGAAAUAAAAAAAACAAGGAGCUUACAUAGUAAUGAUAAAUAUCAAGAGGCACAAAAUAAUACAAUGUGGAAUAUAUCUGGGAUGUACAGGCACAAUGCAGAGAAUGGGUUCAAGGCCGAAGGGCACUGUGAUGUAUUUGUGGUUAAAAAAAUAAUAAUUUAUAAAAUAUGUACUUAAGUUUAAAUGUAUGAAAAGUUGUACUACUAAUGAUGGGCCCAUUGAGAAUAUUAUUGCUUGAAAGCACUAAGUUGUUUGAAUAAAUAUCUAACAUUAACAGAGUCUAGCAUAAAAAGUUGCAAAGUUACUUAAGCUUAUGCAGCGCAGCAUAUCUAAAGAUAAAUUGAUACACUUUUUAUUUAUGAUCAAUAGAAUACUAUUUUAUAAAGAAUGAUAUAUUUAAAAACAUUGGGAUAGACAAAUAAAAUGUGAGAUAUAAUUGAAACUUGUAUGACAGUAUAUUAAAUAUUGACUGAAUUAAAUUUAUAGGAAAUAUUUAUUUUAAUAAUUGUGAGUAUAUCUUUGGUUAUUAUUUUAAUACAAAGUGUGACAAAAGCAUUAAAUUUUCAGACAUUUAAUAAAAAAAUUGUAAAUACUUAAAUAAAUUUGUGUACAUUGCA
Molecule: messenger RNA, 2763 nt
Organism: Biomphalaria glabrata
Lineage: Eukaryota; Metazoa; Mollusca; Gastropoda; Planorbidae
Product: zinc finger MYND domain-containing protein 12-like
Exons: 8
Coding region: 354-1466 (370 amino acids)
Molecular function (GO): protein binding
Source: RefSeq, a predicted model, not a curated record